Molecule: messenger RNA, 1905 nt
Organism: Coniosporium apollinis CBS 100218
Lineage: Eukaryota; Fungi; Ascomycota; Dothideomycetes
Exons: 5
Coding region: 1-1905 (634 amino acids)
Source: RefSeq, a predicted model, not a curated record
AUGAGCGACUCCGAGUCUUCUGCGCUUUCCUCGCCCCCAGGCAGCGAUGAUGAGCUAUCACCAGUGCCAGACAUGAUGCCCGACCCCCCAGCAUCCAAAGCUGCCCGCCGUGAUACCUCCAUGUCACCUCCGCCCGACUCGACGCCCAAGAGGAAGCGGCCAGCGUCGCCGCCGCAUGAAGAGGUGCUAGCAGACAACCCAGACAUUGCCUUCAUCGUUAUGUUCCGGUCGCGCUUCGGCGAAGCCUUUCCUCCCAAGCUCAUUCACUACGGACCCCAAGACAUAGAGAGAGGAGUUGCCGAUGCUCUGCCCACACCGCAAAUCGAGAGCUUGCUGUGUGCGCUGCUUGGGUUGGCUCUCAACCGCAAGAAAUACGUCGAGAGGGGUCACUAUGGACGAGCGCUCGAGGAAGCCAUAUCUGCCCACAAAAGCCAAUGGCCGCGGGCCUGGGCAGGCGUCAAUCCCAUCUCCGGCGGACGGUCUUUCAACACGAUGACACCGCAAGAAAGGCUUACCCUCCUCAAGACCCUGAUCAUCUGGAGCCUUCACGGUUCGGAGACCAUCCUUAACAUAAUCAAGGAAUCCUACAAGCAGUCGCGCAAAGAGGACGACAUCAAUCAGCCUCUCUCCGUACAACCCUGGGGCCGCGAUGGUGACAAGAGGCGAUACUGGCUGGUUGAGGGGAGGGACGACACCAACUUCAGGCUGUACCGCGAGAGCAAUCCCGCGUUGAAGCACAACACCUGGCGCAGUGUCGCAGGCACCAUCGACGAGCUGAAGGCCGUUGCCGAGAGGCUGAAUGAAGAUGGCGCCCAAGCAUCGCGCAGGUUGGCCGAGAUGAUAAUGAGGGCUGUCCCCCGUUUCGAAGCUACGGAAGAGAAACGUAAACGUCGCGAAUACCGUCAAGUUCGCAAGUCUCAGUUCGCUCGUGCCGAGCCCGGCUUCUCCCUCUACGAGGGUCGGACUAGAGGCAAGCGAAUGAAGUACACGUUCUCUGAUGAGGAAGAUGAGGCAUCGGAUGCCACCUCGACUCGCCGAUCUACACGUCAGUCAGGCACAGGGACCCCGGCUGAUCUGUCACGGCCGACCGUCACAGCAAGCGGUCGACAGAUCAGGUCCCGAGUGGGAGGCACAUACGGCGAGUCACUCUUGAGCGGACAGGCAACCACAGACCGGCAGUCGCCCGCUACUGGAGACUAUGCACAUUCGGAAGCCUCCGAAGAAGUCCGGCCGCAUCAUGGGCGUUCAACCCGCUCUGGUGGAACGAAGCUAGCAGUCAAUGGGCGGGGGAGGAGCCGGAGAAACAUUGAUACCUACAACUCCCUCGAUGAGAUGGAUGAUGAGGACGAUGCUGCUUCUACUGGUAAUGAGUGGAACAGCGAGGACAACGCUGAAGAUGCUGAUGACGGUGGAGACGAUGAGGGAGACGAGGAUAUGGAUGACGAAGCGGGGGAGGAGGAAAGGCCCCAGUCCAGCCUAGUCGUCCGUCUACGCUAUCGGAAGUCUCCAGCAGCAAUCAAGCUCUCAUCUCCAGAUCCGCCGAGCGAUCGUCAUGCUGAGGAGGCUUCUUCCAAGCCUCCGCCAACCAUUGCCGCAGCCCAGGCCCCCAUCAAUGGACAUUCUUCCGACAUGCUGCCAGCCCAUACUUCGACACAUGGCCCUCCGAACGGCACGAUAGAUCGCUAUCUAUCCAAGCCCCAACAGCCACCGACUCACAGUCCGUUCUUCUCCGCCCAAACGGCCGUUACUCAAGCUACUGCCUCCAGUGUCGCUUCAGUGACACAGCCUUUUCAAGGCGCUCCAGCGCACGCUCUGAAGCACGGCUCGUCGCUCAACGGUCUCCAGCCUGGCAUGCCGCCCGCCCUCGGGACUCAGUACGCGCAGCCGGCAUACGGCCAGCCGUGA